AGUGACGCUAAAAAUUAAGUGUAACAGGUAGUAGAAGCAGCCGUUCUGACUUCUGUCUCAUAGACUACUGUAUAACCUCUAAUAAGUUCGUUGGGGCUCAUUUAAUUGUUUGGCAGUCAUCAUAAAUAGCAAUUUUAUCAGUGAUUACGCCUUUCCCUGGCAUUUGGUUGUCCAUUUUGAUCACUUGUUAUGUUGUAUAUUUUUUUCUUAGAGGAAAGGGGAGGAGGGCGCAAUAGAGAAGCGGGGGAUGGAAACCCAAUUGUACACCAAGGCAACCCCGACGUUGUGAGAGAGUGAGGCGUUUUCAGACCUCUAAGGGGGGCUCCCUGUGGUUAAUUACUGGAACUCCCGCUAGCCAUGGAAACCGUGGGCUCAAAGUCACAAGACUCAAAACAUCCGAUAAAAACAAAACGCACGCAAUAGUUUCGCCGACAAUGUUACUGUGUUUUUUCGUUCUUGCUCUAUUCCAAGGUACAUUCUCGCUCAUUCACGUCCAACCAAACAUGAAGACAUUCUCCUACGCCAUCAAAGAUGGCCAGAUGGCACCAGGAAAAGAGAAAACCUUGUAUGAACACAGCACAGGACAACCGGGAGUGAUAACCGAGCAAUGGUUCACUGGACAAGAUGUUAUGAACGAAAAUGCUACUGUGCGAUACUAUUUUGACGGCGAAGUCAAACCUAGCUUAGAAUUCAAGCUUUUCGUUGCACAUGGUGUUGGAUUUAGUGAGAAAACAGAAAUGAAAAACCUUCCGUGGGCAACAAAGCGACUCGGGCACACGGCAAACGGUGGAAUCUAUAACACUAUUCCUAUCCCUUUUGGUAAAUCCUUUCGAGUUACCGCAGAAAAUAAUAACACUGGAAAUGGUUAUUAUUGGUUUAUAAUUCGUGGUGUUGAGAACUAUCCAGUCGUGCUGGGUGAUCUAGUGUUACCACCCAACGCAAGGCUAAGGUUGUAUAAGAACGAAGGUGUUACUCUGAAACCAUUCGAGUUUCUUCCAUUGGCUGAGAUCGAAGGCUCAGCCGGCGCGGUGUUCAUGGUAACUCUGGUUGGUAAUAGCAGUAAUUUAGCUUUCUUAGAGGGAUGUCUCCGCGCAUUCAUUGACGACCCACAGCGUAUAACCUGGCUUUCAUCAGGAACUGAGGAUUUUUUCCUUUCAGCAUACUAUUUUAAUGCUGGGUUAUUCCAGAGUGAUGACUCUGGGGUGACUUAUGUGAAUGACACAGGAUUUGUCAGUGCUUAUAAAUUUUUUGAGAAAGACCCUUUGUUAUUCACCAAGUCAUUUGAGCUGUGGUGGAGAUGCAGUGAUAAUGAUGUACGGUACGACCCACUGGGGUGCCCCCAGGGAUGGCCAGAGCGAUACUCUGACGUUAAAUAUAAAAGCAAUAGCAGUAUGUUCAAUGAUAAAGAAAUUCACAAAAAAGUAUUAGAAGGUUAUGAGAAUGGAAAGUACAGAGUUGGUAUAAGUGCAAAACCAACAACUGUGACAACAUACACUUGGAUAUAUGAGUGGUGAAAAUGAAUUCUUCUACUUGCAUACAUUUUUUUAUUUCACUUGAAGAUUAUAAAGCACUGUAAAACAGGGGGCUGGGCUUCUGAUUACUGAAUGUGAUAAGCUUAAGAUUUCAAUGAUCUCUUAACUUUUCUGUAUAUCAAUAUAUUUUUUUCUUAAAAUUGUUAGAUUUCAGAUACUUAUGGCUGCUUAAUCAGUGUACUUUUAUAUGAUAAAACUAAACCUGGCACUGUUCAUAGGUUCAUAAGUUGGCAUCUGAAGUGAUCACAAAGAAAGUUAAAAAUGAAGUCAACGAUUGCUUUAUUAUAGCAAAUUAAUUAUACCAAUGUAAACUUUCUUUUUUGCACCAUAUUUCCUCAAAAUUAGCCAAUUAUCAUCAACAUUGUUUGCACAUGUAUGUUUUUCCCUAAACAAUCAAUCAGGUUCAAUUUCUGUAAAUAUUUUUAGUUUUUCCUUCCUUUUUUGAUUUCCAGAAAAAACUCAAACUCCAUGUCGUUUCUACUUUAUUAUUGAUAAAUAUGGUAGUAAAUUACUUGGCCAGAUUAUUUUCAUUUAGGCUAAGUUCAAACGCUGUAUUAUCCAUGAGCCGUAUUCAAUGCAAAUAUGUGCAAAUGAAGAUGAAACAAUCAACUCGAUUCGUUUGCAUGCAUUUAAAUUGAAUAAUGCUCAUGGAUGAUACAAUGUUUGAACUUAGGCUGAGUAGAAACUAAGAUGAUUGUAUAUUAUCCAACUAUAUCUAUUUUCUUGUAAUAAUAAUUAUCAAUAACUGCCUAUGUAUAAAGAUUACUUAGGACAAUGUAAAUACAAACAUCAAGUGUAAAUUACAUUUUAUGAUAUAAUUCUAUUUGAAUAAAGCACCAUCACAAUUUA
This is a messenger RNA of Nematostella vectensis (starlet sea anemone), 2381 nucleotides long. RefSeq lists its product as uncharacterized. The transcript has a single exon. NCBI's taxonomy places the organism in Eukaryota, Metazoa, Cnidaria, Anthozoa, Actiniaria, Edwardsiidae. Bases 435 to 1514 code for a protein of 359 amino acids. The record is from RefSeq and is a predicted model, not a curated record.